GGUCCGGACUUUGUCGCAGUACACUUCUGUAGAAUUGUUGUUGAUUAAAUCUGAGUGAGAGAGAAAACCGAGCGCCAUGAUUAUUGACCGGAUUUGCGAGGGCUAUUCUGGGUUUGUGGACAAUGGCUCGGAUGUCAUGAUGAGUCCCGUGAACCUGUGGUCGUUUUACGGAUCUCCCGAAACGGAACCGGGACACACGUCUCCGUGGAAACCGAGCGGGGAGUGUGAGGAAAGCGGAAGUACCGCGGGGAGUCCACAGCGCCCUGACAGCAGCUUUACCAGCGCCUACGUUGAAGCUCAGGAAAGUUCGCAGCUGCCGAGUCCACAGUAUCAAGGUGUGCGGGUGAAGAACACGGUAAAAGAGCUCAUUAUGCAGAGACGCCACGGUGAAGUACAGAUGCAGCCAAAUAAGAAUGAAAUUGAUUUCCCAGUCAUAACUAAUUUGCUUCAGUGUGGAAAGAGAGCAGCAGAGAGUACCUCACCUCACUGCCCCACUAAAAAACCUGCCACAAAACACAUCAAUGUCCUGUCUCCUUUUCUCCGGACUGAAAACAUCCCGGAAGAGCAAAACAACUAUGAGGAACCUGACGACUACUUUAGCAACACUGUGCUGUCUAUCGAGUCGGUGACUGUGCAGGGCAGCCCGAUAACAGUCUGCCACCAACCUCAAGAGACACAAGAAGCACUACCUACAUUCUACUCUAACACAUCUAGCCCAAUUUAUAACAGCUGCAAGACUCCUCAGGUUACAGAGAGCCCUUACACAUCUCCAUUCCAGAGCCUGAGCCCACAGCAUGGAUUUGGGCCCAGUGGGAAUACUGCUCCUCCGAUUUCCUUUUUCCAGUGGCAGAUCCAGCAGGAGGAGGAGAAAUUGGCCAAUCUGAGCCCUCUGGAUCUCAUCACUAAGGACGGAGAUGGAGAUACGUUCCUCCACAUCGCAGUGGCUCAGGGGAGACGUGCUCUGGCCUACGUGCUCGCCAGAAAAAUGUGUGACAUCAGCAUGCUGGAUGUCAAAGAGCGUAACAACCAGAGUGCGUUCCAGGUUAGUGUGGCAGCUAACCAGCAUCUCAUUGCACAAGACCUCCUUUCACUGGGAGCUUUAGUCAACACUACAGACUGCUGGGGCCGCUCCCCUCUUCAUGUGUGUGCGGAAAAGGGACACACACUGAUUCUCCAGGCCAUCCAGAAAGCUGUGCAGAAUAAUGGCCUGAAGGUAAACAUCGAGGUGGUCGACUACGAAGGUCUUACUGCUCUACACAUGGCUGUCCUGACCCACAAUGCAGUGGUGCAGGAUCUGAGUCGUGCAACAGCACCUCAGUCUCCCCAAACUGCAGCUCUGAUGCAGAAGAGGAAGUUGCUCGGCGAAUGCAUCAACACUCUCCUGCUUAUGGGUGCCUCUUAUGGCACAAAGGAUCGCAAAAGUGGACGCACUGCCCUGCACAUGGCUGCUGAGGAGGCCAACGUUGAGCUUUUGCGUCUUUUCCUGGACCAGCCGGACUCACUUUCUGUGAUCAAUGCCAAGGCGUAUAACGGCAACACGGCACUGCACAUGGCUGCUGCCCAAAAUGGUCGUCAAGCUCAGGCACACGCCGUACAGCUGCUGAUGAGGAGAGGAGCUGAUCCAAGCUCCAAGAACCUGGAGAACGAGCAGCCCAUUCAGCUAGUCCCCGAGGGUCCUGUAGGAGAUCAGGUGAGGAGGAUACUGAAAGGCCGCGGCCCGCAGGUUCGCUCCUGCGUGCUGUAGUAAGACCGAUCUCGCCCGAUCUCCGUCCGUCAGAAACACUGUCAGUCAGGCAGUCCGAUCUGUGUACAGUAUCAUUUGCCGGUAUAAGGCAGAUGUCAGUUGUUUCUAUGAAACAAAGUUAAUAUUGUUCACUACUGUGUAGUAGAAGAGAAAAAGAAGUUGAGCCCAGAGUAUGUGGUACAAGAUUAAAUUAGACAUGAAAUAAAAAAAAA
Messenger RNA from Hemibagrus wyckioides, 1956 nucleotides. It is a transcript of the gene nfkbiz, whose product is annotated as nuclear factor of kappa light polypeptide gene enhancer in B-cells inhibitor, zeta. The transcript has 12 exons. Gene Ontology annotation, biological process: regulation of gene expression. Bases 77 to 1744 code for a protein of 555 amino acids. Gene Ontology annotation, molecular function: DNA binding; POU domain binding. Gene Ontology annotation, cellular component: nucleus. The record is from RefSeq and is a predicted model, not a curated record. NCBI's taxonomy places the organism in Eukaryota, Metazoa, Chordata, Actinopteri, Siluriformes, Bagridae.